This is a messenger RNA of Exophiala bonariae, 2064 nucleotides long. RefSeq lists its product as uncharacterized. Gene Ontology annotation, molecular function: oxidoreductase activity; FAD binding. Lineage: Eukaryota; Fungi; Ascomycota; Eurotiomycetes; Chaetothyriales; Herpotrichiellaceae. The transcript is spliced from 3 exons. The record is from RefSeq and is a predicted model, not a curated record. The coding region runs from base 1 to 2064 and encodes 687 amino acids.
AUGGCCACUGAAGUCAUCGACGUUCCUGUCGUGAUCAUCGGCGGCGGAGGAGUCGGGCUCAACCUGUCUUGCUUCUUGUCCGACUACAAGGUCAAGCAUGUACUCUUCGAGAAACACCCUUCUACAUCUAUCCUCCCAAAAGCCCACUAUCUAAACCAACGUACCCUUGAGACGUUCCGCCAGCAUGGUAUGUGGGAUGCGGUCACGGCUCAGUCUGCGCCUCUCCACAACAUGAGUCGUGUCGAAUGGCGUACGACUCUUGGAGGAGAUGGGCCAUUCGACCGCCGGCUGAUCAGCACGAUGAACGCUGCUGGAGGAGGUCCUCAUUCCUCUAUGUCAGAAGCCUAUAAACGUGACUCUCCAGUCUCUGCAUCAAACAUUCCUCUACUGAGACUUGAACCGAUCCUUCGUUCUAUCGCCGAAGAACGUAACCCCGACGGAAUCUUUUUCAGUGCUGCUGUUGAUGACUUCGAAGAGGUGAACGGUUCUGUCCUAGUCACUGUCCGCAAGGGCGAUGGGUCUGUUGUCAAAUAUCGUGCUCAAUAUGUUGUCGCCUGCGAUGGCGGCAAAAUGUCCACGCAGAAACUUGGAAUCAACAUGGAGGGUCCUGCGGCAAUUAUAGACUUUGUGAGCACCCAUUUCAAAGCUGACUUGUCAGAUUACUGGGAUGACAGAACACUCAUUACACACUUUAUCAACCCCGAGGGCGGAUCUAUGGCACACCUCGACUGUGGUGCUCUGAUCCAGAUGGGUCCAACAUGGGGUCGCAAUUCUGAAGAAUGGGUUCUUACCUUUGGCUUUCCAAUGAAUGACAGCAAACGCUUUGAGACAGAUGCUCUUCCAGAACGGGUGCGUCAGCUACUCAAGCUUCCUGAUUUGGAGAUGGAAGUCAUGCAUGUCAACCACUGGGUUCUCGACCGAGUGGUCGCAGACAAAUACCGAGUUGGUCGGGUUUUCAUUGCAGGUGAUGCAGCUCAUCGACGACCGCCAGCUUCUGGACUAGGAUUGAACACCGGCAUCGAAGACGCCAAGAAUAUCGCGUGGAAGCUGGCCUUUGUCUUGCACAAUAAGGCCGAUGCAUCACUCCUUGAUACUUACGAGUUGGAGAGACGUCCUGUUGGCAUCCGGAACAGUGACUGGGCUUUCUUCAGUUUCAGCAAUAUGAACGUGCUUAGCGCAGGGGUUGGUGCAAUCCCAGGUGCGAAGGAGUUCAACCAGCAGCGAUUCGCGCAGCUUUUCGAAGACAGUGAGCGCGGCCGAUCAGCACUUCAUCACCUUCGACGUGUACUUCGAACACAGAAUGUUGAAUACAGUGCCCAUGAUAUUGAACUUGGGUUCAGCUACAACGACGGUGUUCUGGUUUCGGAUGGCACCACUGCACCUCUUUCGGAUCCCGAAGGCCAAAUAUACAACCCCACAACCCGGCCAGGACACCGCCUUCCGCAUGCCUGGGUCGUACAAAAUGGGUCCAUGGUCUCAACCCAUGAUCUCAUCAAGUCUGAUGGUGCAGACUUUGUCCUUCUCACGGAUGAAGACGGCGACAAGUGGGUCGAGGCGGCAGAGAAGCUUGCCCAGGAUACCAACGUCAAGGUGGCGACAGCUCAGAUCAGAGCUCGUGAUGUGACGAAGCCCAAGGGACUUUAUCUCGACCAUUCGGACUCAUGGGUCCAGCUCAAGGGUGUUGAAUCAGGCGGAGCCGUCCUUGUUCGACCUGAUAACUUUGUGGCAUGGCGUACGCCUCGGCUUAGCGAAACUCCAGAAGAGGAUUUGAAGUGUGCUCUCACGGAGCUGAUGCGUCAAAGCUUGCAGCAGGCUUCGCAACAAUCCUCCACUGAAGAUGUGACUGUUAAAGUCGAGAUCGAAGACAGCAAACUCAGCAACCCCAUGACUGAGCACAGCGAUGAUUCAAGUGCCACCGACUCCAGCAGUAUCGCCACGCCAGAGAAUGAAUUUACUGAACCACCAAAUCCGAACGCUGCCAGCUCAAAGUCGGGUGAGAAGGAUACUGGUAGUCUCGUGAUUGCCGUCAUCAACGAGCUUACUGCUCCGAUAAGCAGUAUAUAG